Molecule: messenger RNA, 992 nt
Organism: Nannospalax galili (Upper Galilee mountains blind mole rat)
Lineage: Eukaryota; Metazoa; Chordata; Mammalia; Rodentia; Spalacidae
Product: olfactory receptor 149
Exons: 1
Coding region: 28-963 (311 amino acids)
Biological process (GO): G protein-coupled receptor signaling pathway
Cellular component (GO): membrane
Molecular function (GO): G protein-coupled receptor activity; olfactory receptor activity
Source: RefSeq, a predicted model, not a curated record
UUUUCAAGGUCAGACACACUCAGAGCUAUGAGGAAUCUCUCAGUGGUGACUGAGUUCAUCCUGCUGGGCAUCCCACACACAGAGGGUCUGGAGACCAUGCUCUUGGUCCUGUUUCUGUCCUUCUACAUCUUCACUCUUACAGGAAACUUGCUAAUCUUACUGACAAUUGUCUCCUCCACGCGGCUUCACACUCCCAUGUACUUCUUCCUGUGCCAGUUGUCUCUGGGUGACAUAUUUUUCCCUUCUGUGAGUUCUCCCAAGAUGCUCUUCUUCCUCUCAGGAAACAGCCGAGCCAUCUCCUAUGGAGGCUGUGUGUCCCAGCUCUUCUUCUACCAUUUCCUUGGUGGUACUGAGUGUUUUCUGUACACAGUGAUGGCCUAUGACCGCUUUGUAGCCAUUUGCCACCCUCUACGCUACUCCGUAAUCAUGAGCUACAAAGUGUGUGCCAUCCUGGCCAUGGGGACAUCAGUUCUGGGCUGCAUUCAUUCCACUUAUCUAACUGCUCUCACCUUCCAGUUGCCCUACUGUGGUCCCAAUGAGGUGGACUAUUACUUUUGUGAUAUCCCCGUGAUGCUGAAGCUGGCUUGUGCAGAUACUUCAACCCUGGAGGUGGUGGGAUUCAUCAGCGUAGGCCUCACGCCCCUUGGUUGCUUUUUCCUCAUCCUCACCUCCUACAGCUGCAUCAUAUGCUCCAUCCUUCAGAUCCGCUCUGCUGAGGGGCGACACAGAGCCUUCUCCACCUGCAGUGCCCACCUUACUGCAAUCUUGCUUUUCUACAUGCCAGUGAUAUUCAUAUACCUAAGGCCAACCGCAAACCCCUGUUUGGAUGCAACUGUUCAGAUCCUGAAUAACCUGGUCACCCCUAUGCUAAACCCCUUGAUCUACAGCCUCAGGAAUAAGGAGGUGAAAUUAUCACUGUGGAUGGUCCUGCAUCAGCUUGGUUUCCUUCCUGAGAAGUUGUAAGGAAAGAGCAGUGGGGAGUACCUUAGAUA